AUGGAUAUCGCGCAAUUGCUUGGGAUUGAGGACCGGUUGGUUGCAAGGGUGCAGAAGAGGAGCGACAUUAUGUUCCAGGCAAUAAGAGAAUCGGAAAUCGACAAUAUACCGUCUCCAAUGUCGAUCCAUCUAUCUGAUCCAUCAUCACCCGUCCAGCUACUCCUCCAAUCCAUGCCAUCCUUUGAUUUGUCUCCCCUCCCCACAGUGUCUGCAUCUUCAUUGAUCAUCCCUGUACCAACUUCAACCCCCGCAAUCACCCCUCUCCGAAGGACCAAUGAGGUAACUGCCGUCAUCGCCUCCACAGCCAACACUUUACUCUCCAGCCAGACUUCAUCAUCAACUACCGCAAUCCCCCCUCUCCGAAAUACCAAUGACGUAACUGCCGUCAUCGCCUCCACAGCCAACACUUUACUCUCCAGCCAGACACCAUCUUCAACCAAUCUGUCACCUAUUAACACAUCUUCCGUCCGUCCUGUUCCAGCCAUGAUGUCGACGCCUGCAGCCACACUCCAAGCACCCAUCACUGCCAACCUGCCUUCCCUGCCAACAGCAUCUGUUUUCAAGCCACCACCAACUAUUAGGAGUCCCAUCACCACUUCAUCAACAUUACCCACAACAACAGUCCCUUUUUCUGGCCACUGCCUUCUAUCACCUAUUAGAUGUUCAACACCUGUAUAUCAUCCAACAUCCUCAACCACCGAGGCUCAAAGCGAGGUCGCGAGGUAUUCCCCUUCUCCAUUGUCUGUGGUGGAACACUACGUGCCGACCCCUGCCAACACACUCCUACAAACACAUGCGACAGCCCUUCUGGUCAGUGGGGCAAUGCCUCUGCUACCCCCUUCCAAACGUGAUUGGUCUUCUGUUCCGGAUGAGGCAAUAACGCUCGUACAAGGUUUACGCUGGCCACCAAAAAGGAUGGAAGGAACCUAUCUCCUGACUGCCGAUUACUUGCACUGGAGUAUGCUGCAACAUCCAUCCUCCAGUCCACUGCUGUAUCAUGGAGCAUCACCAACCGAUGUCUGUUGGUCCACCAAUUUCAGCACCUGA
This is a messenger RNA of Dreissena polymorpha, 1047 nucleotides long. Its product is annotated as mucin-2-like. The coding region runs from base 1 to 1047 and encodes 348 amino acids. The transcript has a single exon. Lineage: Eukaryota; Metazoa; Mollusca; Bivalvia; Myida; Dreissenidae. The record is from RefSeq and is a predicted model, not a curated record.